Messenger RNA from Prionailurus viverrinus (fishing cat), 2675 nucleotides. It is a transcript of the gene SRF, whose product is annotated as serum response factor. Gene Ontology annotation, biological process: positive regulation of transcription by RNA polymerase II. The record is from RefSeq and is a predicted model, not a curated record. The transcript has 7 exons. The coding region runs from base 362 to 1906 and encodes 514 amino acids. Gene Ontology annotation, molecular function: DNA-binding transcription factor activity, RNA polymerase II-specific; protein dimerization activity; serum response element binding. Lineage: Eukaryota; Metazoa; Chordata; Mammalia; Carnivora; Felidae.
CGGGGGAUCCCUCCGCCGCCAGCGCGUGGUCCCGGCCCCCUCCACCCGCCGUCUCGGCCGCGGCCAGCAGCCCCUGCCCCCCGGGGGACGCUGACGGCCGCCGGGCGCGCCGCCCUAGCAUACGGACAGGGGGCGCUCCGAGCGGCCUGGGGCAACCCGGGCCACAGGGGCAGGAAAGUGAGGGCCCAGGUCGGCCCGGGCGUGCAGGGGCCCCGGGUUCGCAGCGGCGGCGGCGGCGGCGGCAGCGAUAGAGGCUCUAGCAGCAGCGGGAGUGCCGGGUUGAGCCGGGAAGCCGAUGGCGGCGGCGGCGGCGGCUCCGAUUCCUCGCUGACUGCCCGUCCGCCCUCCUGCAUUGAGCGCCAUGUUACCGAGCCAAGCUGGGGCCGCGGCGGCGCUGGGCCGGGGCUCGGCCCUGGGGGGCAGCCUGAACCGGACCCCGACGGGGCGGCCGGGAGGUGGCGGCGGCGGCGGCGGCGGCGGCGGGACUCGCGGGGCUAACGGGGGCCGGGUUCCCGGGAACGGCGCGGGGCUCGGGCCGGGCCGCCUCGAGAGGGAGGCUGCAGCAGCAGCGACAACCACCCCGGCGCCCACCGCGGGGGCCCUCUACAGCGGCAGCGAGGGCGACUCGGAGUCGGGUGAGGAGGAGGAGCUGGGCGCGGAGCGGCGCGGCCUGAAGCGGAGCCUGAGCGAGAUGGAGCUCGGCGUGGUGGUCGGUGGGCCCGAGGCGGCGGCGGCGGCCACCGGGGGCUAUGGGCCGGUGAGCGGCGCGGUGAGCGGGGCCAAGCCGGGUAAGAAGACUCGGGGCCGCGUGAAGAUCAAGAUGGAGUUCAUCGACAACAAACUGCGGCGCUACACGACCUUCAGCAAGAGGAAGACGGGCAUCAUGAAGAAGGCCUAUGAGCUGUCCACGCUGACAGGGACACAGGUGCUGUUGCUGGUGGCCAGUGAAACAGGCCAUGUGUAUACCUUUGCCACCCGCAAACUGCAGCCAAUGAUCACCAGUGAGACUGGCAAGGCACUGAUUCAGACCUGCCUCAACUCGCCAGACUCUCCACCCCGUUCAGACCCCACCACAGACCAGAGAAUGAGUGCCACGGGCUUUGAAGAGACAGACCUGACCUACCAGGUGUCGGAGUCCGACAGCAGUGGGGAGACCAAGGACACACCGAAACCCGCGUUCACAGUCACCAACCUGCCGGGUACCACCUCUACCAUCCAAACAGCACCCAGCACCUCUACCACCAUGCAAGUCAGCAGCGGCCCCUCCUUCCCCAUCACGAACUACCUGGCACCAGUGUCUGCUAGCGUCAGCCCCAGCGCUGUCAGCAGUGCCAACGGGACUGUGCUGAAGAGUACAGGCAGUGGCCCUGUCUCCUCCGGAGGCCUCAUGCAGCUGCCUACCAGCUUCACCCUCAUGCCCGGUGGGGCAGUGGCCCAGCAGGUCCCAGUGCAGGCCAUUCAGGUGCACCAGGCCCCACAGCAAGCGUCUCCCUCUCGCGACAGCAGCACAGACCUCACGCAGACCUCCUCCAGCGGGACAGUGACAUUGCCCGCCACCAUCAUGACGUCAUCCGUGCCCACAACUGUGGGCGGCCACAUGAUGUACCCUAGUCCCCAUGCGGUGAUGUAUGCACCCACCUCGGGCUUGGCUGAUGGCAGCCUCACCGUGCUCAAUGCCUUCUCCCAGGCGCCAUCCACCAUGCAGGUGUCCCACAGCCAGGUCCAGGAACAAGGUGGUGUCCCCCAGGUGUUCCUGACGGCACCAUCUGGGACAGUGCAGAUCCCUGUUUCUGCAGUUCAGCUUCACCAGAUGGCUGUGAUAGGGCAGCAGGCUGGGAGCAGCAGCAACCUCACCGAGUUACAGGUGGUGAACCUGGACGCCGCCCACAGCACCAAGAGUGACUGAUCCGCCCUGCCGCCCUGGACAGAUGGCCCAAGGGAUGGCACCACUUAUUUAUUGUUGCCUUUUCACGUUUUCUUUACACACACGUUGACGGGCCGCAGGAGGGAGGCAGGGAGGAGGAGUGGGCAGCCACGGGACUGAGCCCUCUCACUCCAGCCAAAGAAAUGGGCCAGCCUGCCCUCCACCCCGUCCUCCCUCACCCUCCCCUCCUAGCUCCACCUCCCAUUUUCUGUUGAUGGUGGGGCUGUCCUCCCUCCUCAGACUCCCCUUGCCAGCUUGGCUCCAUGUUUGCCAUGAGUAUUAGCUUAUCCAAUGGGACCGUGCCCCACCUUCCCACACAUAGGCCUCUGUGGGACUAGGCACCGUGUUCCCCCUGAGGAAGCAGUUGGGGUCCUCUCCCAGCCUUGCUGACUCUGUGUCAGCCCUGUGUCUGUCACAGGCUGGACAAAAAGAGCCCUACCCCUGCCCCUCAGGGAGCCACCUGGGGAGAUGGGGCUUCUUCCCUCACGCUGCCGCCCCGUUGUCUCUGCAGCUCCUGAGAACUGGGCCUGUGCACAGAGCAGGGUUCUGGGGCCAUCUGCCCUGCCCUGCCUUGCCAAUCCCCUUGGGACUCCAGGGACUCCCAGGUUGGAGGGAACCACCAGUGUUCCCUCUCACCCUGUCUUCCCCCCCUCUCCUCCCAGCUGCUUUACUUAAAGUUGAUUUUGAACUUUUUAUUUGAGGAGACGAAGUGAAAACAAAUCUAUAAAUAUAUAUUUUUAAAAUAUUUAAA